AUGUCCCGCCCAGAAGACACUCUGCCCCCAGAUCUCUUUUACAAUGACUCCGAAUCCCGCAAAUACACUACUUCCUCCCGAAUCCGCAACAUUCAAUCAGACAUGACCAACCGCGCCCUCGAACUCCUCGACCUCAAAUCUCCCUCUCUCAUCCUCGAUAUUGGCUGCGGCUCCGGUUUAUCAGGUGAAAUCCUCUCUGCCGUCUCACCUUCUGAGGGUGGACCCCACACCUGGGUUGGCCUGGACAUCUCCCCCUCCAUGCUAGACAUUGCUCUUCAGAGAGAUGUAGAGGGCGACCUCUUCCUGGCAGACAUCGGCCAAGGAAUCCCGUUUCGCGCGGGUACAUUUGACGCGGCCAUUAGUAUCAGUGCCAUUCAGUGGCUGUGCAAUGCAGAUUCUAGCGAUGUUAGUCCUGAGGGUCGAUUGCGCAGAUUCUUUGAUGGAUUAUACGCCAGUUUGCGUCGGGGGGCACGUGCGGUUUGCCAGUUUUACCCCAAAAAUGAUGCGCAGAGGAGUAUGAUUAGCGGCGCGGCUAUGAAGGCUGGAUUUGGUGCUGGUAUUCUUGAAGAUGACCCGGGGACGAAAAAUAGCAAGCUCUAUCUUGUGCUGACUGUUGGUGGGGGUGGUCUACAAGGCGACAUAACCGGUGUUGUGGAUGGUAUGGACGAUGUUGAUAUUCUAGAUGCGAGGAAGAAGGCCAUGGUUCAGUCUCACGGGAAGAGAGGCGUGAACCCAGCUCAUGUCAAGGGGACCAAGGCUUGGAUCAUGAGGAAGAAGGAGCAGAUGGAACGCAAGGGCAAAAUUGUCAAGCCGAGCUCGAAAUAUACUGGUCGCAAGAGACGUAUUGCAUUUGACCUCUUACUCUUGCCACGUUCUCGCUUGUUGCAAAGUGAAUCGGAACUUCGUCCAUCUGAGGAUGGCAAAAGGCUCUAA
Molecule: messenger RNA, 933 nt
Organism: Histoplasma mississippiense
Lineage: Eukaryota; Fungi; Ascomycota; Eurotiomycetes; Onygenales; Ajellomycetaceae
Exons: 3
Coding region: 1-933 (310 amino acids)
Biological process (GO): rRNA (guanine-N7)-methylation
Cellular component (GO): nucleolus
Molecular function (GO): rRNA (guanine) methyltransferase activity
Source: RefSeq, a predicted model, not a curated record